AUGGGGGAGCUGGCGCUGGCACUGCUGGCGCUCGCUGCCCUGCACGGGGCCGGGGCCACAGAGCCCCUGGAGAACGACUCGGAGCCCGGGAAGAGCGGAACGGCGGGAAAGCCCUGGAAAGCUGCCCCCGACCCGGCAGAGCUGGACCUGGACACGGCAGGUAAAGGCGCCGAGUGGACGUCCUGGUUCAACAUCGACCACCCCGGGGGGGACGGGGACCACGAGAGCCUGGAGGCCAUUCGCUUCUACUACCGGGGCCGCGUCUGCGAGCGGCCCGUGGCCAUCCAGGCCCGGACCACCGAGUGGGAGCUGCCCGAGGAGGUGGGCGAGGUGGUGCACGCCAGCCCCAAGAGGGGCUUCCGCUGCAUCAACAAGGAGCAGCCCCCGGGCAAGACCUGCUCCAACUACCACAUCCGCUUCCUCUGCCCGCUGGAGCACAUCUACUGGUCCCACUGGUCCUCGUGGAGCCCCUGCUCGCGCCGCGCCUGCGGCAGCAGUGGCACCCAGACCCGCGCCCGCCGCUGCCUCAGCGCCCGCCCCGCAGCCGCGCUCAAGGAGGUCAAGUGCAAGGGCAAGGCCGUGGAGCGCCGGCCCUGCAGCGCCGGGCCCUGCCCAGAGCCUGCCUGGACGGAGUGGGGCUCCUGGGGCCCCUGUUCUCACAGCUGCGGUAGCGCCGGGACACGCGUCCGGCGCCGGAGCUGCGAGGGCUCCAAGAAGACGCCGUGUCCCGGCCGCCCCACCGAGGUGCAGAAAUGUCCCCCCUCGCCCUGCCCAGCCUGCCCCGAGCACACGCUGCAGGGCACCGUCGUCACCGGCGCCGGGGCGGCGCUGCCGGACGCCAGGAUCUACCUGGAGGGCUCCCCGCUGGCGCUGCUAGGACGCAGUGACGCCCACGGGCGCUUCACUGUCACCGCGGGGCUGUGCCAGGGCAGCGCCAACAUCAGCGCCCACCACGAGGGCUUCGCCCCGGCGCUGGCACCCAUCACCUCCAACAGCUCCGGCCCGGUGCUCCUGAGGCUGCGGCGGCUGGAGAAGCCCUACAUGGUGCUGCACCCCAGGGCGCAGGUCCGGGAGGCCGGGCAGGACGUGACCUUCUGCUGCAAGGCCUCGGGCACCCCCGUGCCCAAGAAGUACUACUGGUACCACAACGGGACGCUGCUGGAGAGGAAGGGGCAGCAGCCGGGCGGCCGCCUGGCACUGCGGGGGCUGGCGCCGGAGCAGGCGGGCACCUACCACUGCAAGGCCAGCUCCGAGGCGGGCGCCAUCCGCUCGGUGCCGGCACAGCUCACCGUGCUGGCCCAGGGCCAGCAGAGCUGCCGCUCGGAGCCGGAGCCGAGCCUGGUGGAGCUGCCCAGCGAGUGCCCCCAGGACGCCGCCGGCUCCCGCCACUACAACGUGGGCCGGUGCCCGCCCUCCCCGUGCGCCGGCGGCCCCGGCGACCCCUCGGGCUGCGGGGGGGCCCCGGGGCACUGCUGCGGGGUGCGCAGGAUGGAGCUGCGGGAGAUCCCCUGCGCCGGCUCCCUGCUGCCCGUCAAGGUGGUGGCCGAGUGCGGCUGCGGGCCCUGCGCCCAGCCCCGCGUGCUGGUGCAGGGCCGGGUGACGGCGGCCGACACCGGGGAGCCCCUGCGCUUCGGGCAGAUCUUCCUGGGCGGCAGGAAGGUGGGAUUCACCGGCUACAAGGGCUCCUUCACCAUCGAGGUGCCGCCGGACACGCGGCGCCUGGUGGCUCGUUUCGUGGACCGGCAGCAGCGGUUCCUGGAUGCCGUCAAGGUCCUGCCCUUCGACCCCCGCGGGGGAAGCGUCUACCACGAGGUGAAGGUGCUGCGGAAGAAGGAGCCGGUGGACCUGGACAGCAGCCGGGGCAACGCCAUCCCGCUGGGGGAGGCGAGCGGCCGGGAGCCCAUCGGGGAGCUCGUCCUUCCCGCCGGCGCCUUCCUGCGCCCCUCCGGGGAGGUUUUCAACGGCACGGUCAGAGCCAGCGUCACCUUCCUGGACCCCAGGGACGUGGCGACGGCCAGCGCCGCCUCCAGCGACCUCAGCUUCGCCGACGCCGAGGGCGAGAUCGUCCCCCUGCGCACCUACGGCAUGUUCUCCGUGGAUUUCCGGGAGGGGGAGAGCGGCGCGGCGCUGCAGACGGGGCCGGUGCAGGUGCGGAUGGACACGGGGCAGGUCUGGAUGCCGGAGCACCUGCAGAAGAUGAAAUUGUGGUCCUUGAACCCCGAGACCGGCCUGUGGGAGGAGGAGGGGAUCCUCCGCCCGGCCGCGGGCAGCCGGCGGAGGAGGGAGGAGAGGACCUUCCUGGUGGGGAACCUGGAGAUCCGGGAGCGGCGCCUCUUCAACCUGGACGUGCCGGAGGAUCGCCGCUGCUUCGUCAAGGUCAGGGCCUACAGCAACGAGAAGUUCAACGCCUACGAGCAGCUGGAAGGGGUGGUCAUCAGCCUCAUCAACCUGGAGCCCCAGCCCGGCUACCCCAGCAACCCCCGCGCCUGGGGCCGCUUCGACAGCGUGGUGACGGGCCCCAACGGCGCCUGCCUGCCCGCCUUCUGCGACGGCCAGCGCCCCGACGCCUACUCGGCCUACGUCACCGCCACGCUGGGCGGGGAGGAGCUGGAAGCCGUGGCCUCCAGCCCCAAGCUCAACCCCGGCGCCGUCGGGGUGUCCCAGCCCUACCUGGGCAAGCUGGGCUACCGCCGCUCGGACCACGACGACCCCGACCUGAAGAAGACGGCCUUCCAGAUCAACGUGGCCAAGCCCGACCCCAACAACGUCGACGAGAGCAACGGCCCCAUCUACUCGUACCGCAGCCUGGAGGAGUGCGAGCGGGCGCCCGCCAGCGCCAACCACCUGCGCUUCUACCGCGUGGAGGUGGACAGGUACGAGUACAACGUGGUGCCCUUCAGGGAGAGCGACCUGACCUCCUGGACCGGGGACUACCUGUCGUGGUGGCCCAACCCCCAGGAGUUCAGGGCCUGCUACAUCAAGGUGCGGAUCGAGGGGCCGCAGGAGUACAUGGUGAGGUCUCGGAACGCGGGGGGCACCCACCCCCGCACGCGGGGGCAGCUCUACGGGCUGCGGGACGCGCGCAGCGUGCGGGACGCGGCGCUGGACGGCACCUCGGCGGCCUGCGUGGAGUUCAAGUGCAGCGGGAUGCUCUUCGACCAGAGCCUGGCCGACCGCACCCUGGUGUCCGUGGUGCCGCAGGGCAGCUGCCGCCGCACGGCCGUCAACAACCUCCUGAGCGAGUACCUGAGCCGGCACCCGCCGCUGGCCGACAACAACCACACCGGCGCCUUCGCCAUGCUGGCCCCGCUGGACCCGCUGGGCCACAACUACGGCAUCUACACGGUGACGGACCAGAACCCGCGCCUGGCCAAGGAGAUCGCCAUCGGCCGCUGCUUCGACGGCACCUCCGACGGCUUCUCGCGGGAGAUGAGGGCGGGCGCGGGCACGGCCGUCACCUUCGCCUGCCAGGAGCGGCCGCCGGGCCGGGAGAGCUUCUUCCAGCGCCUGCUGACGGCCCCGGCCGAGGCGCUGGCCGAGAUCCGGCGGGAGAUGGGGACCGGCGAACUGCGCCGCGCCCCCCCCGAGGUGAUGGACUUCGCCUCCGGCGCCCGGGCCCCGGGCCCCACGCCCGCCCCCCGGACCCCCAGCAGCCCGCGGAGGCCGGGUCGGAUCCGGGGCCGGCCCUGA
Neopelma chrysocephalum (saffron-crested tyrant-manakin) is the source of this 3690-nucleotide messenger RNA. RefSeq names its product cartilage intermediate layer protein 2-like. The record is from RefSeq and is a predicted model, not a curated record. Lineage: Eukaryota; Metazoa; Chordata; Aves; Passeriformes; Pipridae.